Messenger RNA from Malania oleifera, 1548 nucleotides. Its product is annotated as adenylate isopentenyltransferase 3, chloroplastic. Gene Ontology annotation, molecular function: tRNA dimethylallyltransferase activity. Gene Ontology annotation, cellular component: mitochondrion. NCBI's taxonomy places the organism in Eukaryota, Viridiplantae, Streptophyta, Magnoliopsida, Santalales, Ximeniaceae. Gene Ontology annotation, biological process: cytokinin biosynthetic process; tRNA modification. The record is from RefSeq and is a predicted model, not a curated record. The transcript has 2 exons. Bases 333 to 1445 code for a protein of 370 amino acids.
UUCAAUCCUCCUAUACUGGAAGGAAGUGUGUGUUAUCCACGUACAAUCAUUAGAAGGCUUGUCCGAUCGCCAAAAUAGGUAAUUAAACAACUGGGUUUUCAUAAAAUCGUCCAACCCAUGCCUAUUAACCACAAAAUCUAACCAAAAUUAUAUCCAAUCUCGACUAACCUCUCUCUCUCUCUCUCUCUCUCUCUCUCUCCUCUCUCUCGCCCUCUCUCUCUCUCUCUCUCUCUCUCUCUCUCUCUCUCUCUCUUUCUCUCUCUCUCUCUCUCUCUCUCUCUCGUUGCCGCGUACAGAUGGAGAUGCCUUGAAAAGAAUUCUAUCCGUGAGCCAUGAAGAUUUCCACGCUCAUGAUGUGCAACCAAGCUCCACUUCCAAUGAAUAUCCAAACUCCUAGGCUCAUGAACAUGGACCUCUUUAGCCCCAUGAGGGAGAAAAAGAUAGAAAAGGUAGUGGUCGUGAUGGGGGCAACCGGAGCCGGCAAGUCACACCUCUCCAUUGAUCUCGCUUCCCGCUUUCCGGCCGAGAUCAUAAACUGCGACAAAAUACAAGUGUACGAGGGACUAGACAUAGUGACAAACAAGGCCACGGAAGAAGAAAAGCGCGGCGUCCCCCACCACCUGUUAGGGAUAGCAAACCCUAAUGCAGACUUCACUGCAGCGAAUUUUUGUGAUGCAGCAAUCCUCGCCCUCAAAUUGAUAUCGGGGCGUAGCUGCCUCCCCAUCAUAGCCGGAGGCUCCAACUCCUAUAUUGAGGCUUUGGUCGAGAAUGAAGACUACAAGUUUCGGUCACGGUAUGACUGUUGUUUCCUUUGGGUGGACGUCUCCGCCCCGGUGCUUCACUCCUUUGUGUCGAAGCGAGUGGAUCAAAUGAUCGAAAACGGAAUGGUGGAGGAGGUGAGAAAGUUUUUCGACCCAGAAGCAAAUUACAGAUGGGGAAUUAGGAGAGCCAUCGGCAUCCCCGAGCUCGAUCGGUACCUUCGAGCCGAGCUCUCUCUAGAGGAGGCAAUCCGAGAGAUCAAGGAAAAUACGUGCAAGUUAGCGUGCAGGCAAUUGGAGAAGAUUCACAGACUUGGAAAUGUGAAGGGGUGGAAGCUGCACCGGGUCGACGCCACUGACGUAUUUAGGAGAGAGGGGAAGGAGGCAGCCCAGGCGUGGGAGGAGUUGGUGGUGGCUCCGAGCACAAAGAUAGUGAGAGAUUUUCUACUUGAAAAGCUUAUUCCGAGUUCGUUCUCCUCCAAUGCUGCGGCCGCGCAGCCGUGGAAAUGGCAGUGGAGGAACCAAUUUUAUGAAGAGGGAGUGGGGGCUUCAUUGUACAGUGCAGCCUGCAGACACGAGGAUUCAAUAAACAGUAGGACCAAGGCAGUGGAAGAAGAUGCCAUCAAUUUGAAAUUGCCAACCGCCAUGCGAAGUCCGGCGUUCUCCUGCAAAGUCAGCAAUAAAUAAUUCAUAAUUGAGAUCAACCGUAUCAUUUGGUCUGUCUUUGAUAUAUAUUUUUUGCUCGAUUCUUCAAUAAAAGGAUGCUUGCAUGAUCCAUAAAUUAAGAAAA